This is a messenger RNA of Sesamum indicum (sesame), 1277 nucleotides long. RefSeq lists its product as uncharacterized. The record is from RefSeq and is a predicted model, not a curated record. Lineage: Eukaryota; Viridiplantae; Streptophyta; Magnoliopsida; Lamiales; Pedaliaceae.
UGCGUCUUCUGUGUAAAAGCUUCUCAUCAUCAAGAAACUUAAAUCUAUAGAAAAAUGGACCAGAGGGGUGGGUGCUGUAUAGCAAGGUACGCCGGGGGUGCGUAUGAUAUGUCUAAGGUGGACCGUAUAAUGCUUAGGUUUCGUCCCAUAGCUCCAAAACCAGCUUCCACCAACGGAUCUCUUUCCGGUGGUGGAAGCAGCGGAUCCACCACGCCGGAAAACAGCGGCCCGUCUGUUAAAACAGGCCGCGGUAAGAGAAGGCAUGCGGCUAAAGAUGGGAGUAAUAGUACUGUGAACAAGCGGAAUUGUAAUAGCAGGAGAAGGAAGUCAUCGCCGCAAAACACCGACUCCGGUGGAUCUGUUUCCGGCGAAGAGAAGGUUGUUAAAACUCUGCCGUUACUGCCGGAGGUAUCAGAGGUGAAGGAAAGUCCGAAGGUAGCGUCGAAGAAGAGUUUUCCUUUGUGGCUGAGCUUUGGAAAUGGAGGAAGCGGUGGUGGGAUGGUGGCUCCUGCGGCGGCUCGAUCGGGUUUGGACGAUCCAACGGCGCCGAUGGGGCGGAUGGUGGUGGUGGGGUCGUGGGUGAAGGUGGAAUGCGUGACGGACACGUGGGUGGUGGGUUGUUAUGGCUACGACGGAAUAGGGCGUACGGACGAGGAGAGGGUGAGGAGUUUGGAUCUGGACACGUGUCCGGGGUUCAUAUCCGACGGCCUGAACAGGGUAAGGUGGACGAAUGCGGCGUACAGGAGGAUGGUGGCGGGGGAAGGGGCCGGGGAGGGGGAGGUGGCGGCGUGGUUGGUGGUGGAGGAGGGGGUGAGCCUGCCGGUAGGAUGCACGGCGUUCACGUGCAGGGUGAAGGUGGUUACGUGCGGGAAGGAGAAGAACCCUAAAACGGUGCCGUGCGACGUGUGGAGAAUGGACUGUGGAGGGUUUGCAUGGAGACUGGACACUACGGCUGCACUCUCUUUGGGUCGGUAAUUAAGUAAAUCAAGUGGAUUAGGAUCUAAUUAAUCGCUAAUCAAAAUCGUGCUAGUAGCAGCAGUACUACUUCUUCUGUUUAGCGACUACUGAUGCAGAAGUCCCCUUAGAAAUUGUAAAUACUCCUUUUCCUUUCCUUCCCCCUAUUUCCUAUCCCUUUUUUUAAUUUUUGCCCCAAUUUUAGAACAUGAAAGUAUGCACCAAUGCCAAUUUCUCUUGAAUUUAUAUGUUUUGAGUGACAAGAAAAUAGUGAUCAAAUCCUGUUUUAGCAUUAAUAAAUCUUUUUCAUUUAAUUACAGCAG